AUGCUCAAUCAAGCGACCCAAAAGUUCUCGAAGAUGCAUGCCAGACGGAACCCAAAUCUGUCUAUACAGUCCACGGCUCCCUACUCGCAACUGAGUCCGCCUCCCCAAUCCGCUACAUCCGGUGCCUUCCUUUCUCCUACGAUAGCCUCUCGUCGCGGUCUGCUAUCUCGAUCUCCUCCACCGUCACCGAGCCUUCCGUCUCUCAUUCCACGCCAUGGCAAAAAGCAACCACAACCGAGUCACUCAGGCUUAGUCAAGCGGAUCCUCAUUGGCUGUUGCGGAGUAGCCUUCCUGGUAUGGAUUAUUCUACGCCAACUAUACUCGAGUUCGCAACAGGCCGUCAGCUACGAAGAGGAUGGUGACGAAUGGGAGAUGGUGGGAGGCAGCCGACUGCCUCACGAACCUUCAGCUGUUGCCGUUCAGGAUGCGAAUGGGAAAAUGAGGUGGACGGUGUCAAUCCCUUCGACCUUUGAGUUCCCAUUACGCCCAGCGCAGUACCGUGAAAUAUGCCACCAAUCGAUGGAAGUGUCCAAAGGGCUGCGCCAGGAAGCACAGGGGACAGGAAGCUUCGCUAAACGCAUGCUGAACUACUAUCAACAAGAUCAGUACUACAUCGACGUCCAGGAGGCGGAAGAGCAGGCGCUGUUACCGCCGAAUAGAGUGCCUGGAAGACCCAAGGGUUUCGUAGAGGAUGAGAGUGUUGCGGGCGGGACAUACACGACUGGACUCAAGGUCUGUGACAAGACUUUGACGUACGUUAUGGAGACGGAAGACGCUGGCUUCGGCAUUUCGUUGAUGCGAAUGUGGAUGUCAUAUGGUCUAGCUCAGGCUGAGAAUCGAGCGUUCUUCAUCGAUGAUACUCGAUGGCCAUACGGCAGGUAUAAAACCUACUUUCAGCCACCUCCGGCAGCAGGAUGUCUUCCGCCACCAAAAACGCACAUGGUUCCUUGCCCUCACAAUGCCCGUCACAUUGUAGUUUCUGCCGCCACUGUUCACUCCACUUUUGGUCAUUCCUUUACCGAGGAGUGGGAAGAUGCCACCAAGAUGCGCGUCCAGCGCCAACACAAGAUCUUCAGUCUUGUGCGCACAGGCUACGAAGCGCUCUUCAAACUACGCACCGACGACGCAGAGUAUGUCGUCAAUCGCGCCCUCGAACUUUACGGUGCUAUGAAACAGGAAGGGGGUCUUAGCAUUGGCAUGCACGUCCGCCAUGGCGACAAGCACCCCAUGGAAUACCAGUACCAAAAGGACUACAUCCCACUAGACCGUUACAUCGAUACAGCGCGCGAGCUCUACAUCGACCUCGUAGAAGGAAACCCCAAACACAAGCACACCUCAGAAGAAUCAAAGGCUCUCCUCGCACGCCACACGUCGUCCAAACUGAUCCUCGCCUCGGACGAUCCGAUGGUCUACGAAUCCCCCGAACUCGGACCGAACUCCAUCAGGGCGCAAGACCGCAUCGUCCUCGCUACCAAAGCCGCUCUCGAAGCCGCCCAAGCGCAACAUAAGAAGAACAAGUGGAUCGAUGAAAUCACGGGUUGGGAAGGCGGCUUCUACCGCGACGUCUUCUUCUCGCUCGGCCAACCCGUCGGAAACGCCGAUGACAUGAACAAGCUCAGCAACACGGAGGAGGUGCCCGAGGGAGCGAUGAAGUUGCGGGAGUUGGUGGGACGUGCGUAUUUGAUGGAUAUGGCGGUGCUAGGCAAGGCUGAUACUAUCGUGUGCACCGUGUCGAGUGUUACGUGUCGGUUGUUGGCGGUUAUGAUGGGGUGGGAGGGCGCAAUUGGCGAGCGCAGGUGGAGGAACAUUGAUGGCGCGUUUGAGUGGAGGGGUAUUAUAUGGUAG
Molecule: messenger RNA, 1845 nt
Organism: Cucurbitaria berberidis CBS 394.84
Lineage: Eukaryota; Fungi; Ascomycota; Dothideomycetes; Pleosporales; Cucurbitariaceae
Exons: 2
Coding region: 1-1845 (614 amino acids)
Biological process (GO): protein N-linked glycosylation
Molecular function (GO): alpha-(1->6)-fucosyltransferase activity
Source: RefSeq, a predicted model, not a curated record